Messenger RNA from Hydractinia symbiolongicarpus, 1402 nucleotides. RefSeq lists its product as uncharacterized. The record is from RefSeq and is a predicted model, not a curated record. The transcript has 5 exons. NCBI's taxonomy places the organism in Eukaryota, Metazoa, Cnidaria, Hydrozoa, Anthoathecata, Hydractiniidae. The coding region runs from base 800 to 1375 and encodes 191 amino acids.
UAUUACUUGUAGAAAAGCUGGCGAUGUCGUGAGAAGUAAAAGUAGUGGAAAGUACAACAGGUUGCGAAUUUUGGAUGUUUGGAAUUUAUCUCCUGUAGAAGAAAAAAAUAUGACUCUGGAAAAUUUUGUAACCUCAUGUCAACUAUGGCUCAGAUUAGCCAUGUUUAUUUUGGGACCGCUCAGAAGUGCAUUGUUGGAUGUUCUUCACAACAAUGGUGUGCCCAAACAACCAAAAGAUUUGUACAGUUUUUUAGUUUCCAAAAGAACUACAUUGGCACGAUUGAAAGGCAAGGGAGUAAUUACACGACCGCAAUGGGAACUGUUAUAUCCACCUGGUAAAAGUGAAACAGAUUGUAACCUCUUUGAUAUCACGUUGAUUGUAUUGCUUAUUGAAGCAUUGACAUCAAUUGCACCUAAUGAUGGAAAUUGGCGAAAUGAUAAUCCCCCGGAUACAGACACAUCUGUAGGAGCAUUUUGCAUUAGAGGAAGGAAUAUGCGAAACUACCUUAAUCACUUUGCUGAUAUUACAGCUCUAAAUGGUUCUGAAUUUUCUCUCAAAUGGAGUGUACUGCUUAACAUAUAACAUGGGUUGAACUAUAAUUAUUUUUUUGACGUUAAUGAUCUAAAAACAGUAAGUUUAGAUCUUCAAAACAAUUUAGUAUUACGAUCAAUUGUAUUGGCCAAUCAAAUUAAGUUGGACGAUCAUGGCACUGAAUUACAUGAAUUAAGAAAUAGCAAUAUCUCACUUGAAAAUCGGAUAACGUCGAACGUAACCAAUUUAGAGGGAAAGUUAUUAUGCAUGCAAAAUGAGUUAUGGGGUAAUUCCCUUGUAAGUGACAACCUUCUAACACAGAUUAAACAAAUUCACAUGAAUAUGUCACAGAUGCAAAAUGAUAUUAAAUCUAUGAAAAAAGAUGUAAAAGAUUUAUCUAAUCGCACAGACGUUUUAGAAGAAGAUAUGUGCAAAUUGAAAGACGUUCAAAGCCAGCGUAAAGCAAACAAAGUUGAUUUUAACAACCUAACGAGUGUUUCUGCUUUGAAUGUUGUUGCAAAAAUGAUUGGAAAUGAUUGGAAAGAUUUGAGUAAAGGGCUUGAAAUACCACAAAAUGAUAAUGCGGCAGAAACAACUGAAAGAACGAUAAAGGAAUGUUUUGAAGAAAUCAAAAACCGCGUUUCUUGGAAAGAAUUGAAAUAUGAACUUGGGAUACUGCAACGACAAGAUAUUGUUAAUGAAAUCACUUCGAAAACUUUGUGUACAUUUGGGUUAAACGAAUAUUCCAAUAAGUUAAGGGACCAUUACAAGAAAACGUUGUCACAUUGGAAUAUUCCCUCUGCAUUUAAGUCAGAUUCUGGAAGAAAACACACAAGCAAAUAACGCAACGAAGCUUAUGUUGAUUUGAUA